Messenger RNA from Rotaria sp. Silwood2, 322 nucleotides. The record is from the annotation of a GenBank genome assembly. Lineage: Eukaryota; Metazoa; Rotifera; Eurotatoria; Philodinida; Philodinidae.
ACACAUAAAAACUUAUUCAUUAAUUCAAGGUGAAAAAUUAGCAAUUGCUCAUCAUCCUGUUAAUAUGAAAGAAAAAAAUAUUUCCAAGGAAGAUAUUAAAAAAAAUUAUGGUUUAUCAAGUUAUCCAAAUGAAUGGACAAUAUUUGAAGUUGGAAAAUUUAUCUCACAUUUAACUGAUGAUACAAUUGCUAAUGUCUUUUGUAAGUUUCAUAUCAAUGGUAAAGCAUUAUUACUACUAACAAAAGAAAUAUUACGUGAUGAUAUGAAAAUUCAUGUAGGACCAUCAAUAAUAAUAUUGAAUGAAAUAUCAAAAUUACAUUAA